AUGGCUCAGACAAAAAGCAUCCGGCGACGCUCAGGACCUCUUACCCCCAAAAGAGGACAGGCUCAACGAGUGAACCCGUCACCUAGAACAACAUCAGGCAAGCGGCUCCGCGCGCAACCUGGCGAUCCCAUACCCGUGCGACGACCCCGAAGAUAUCGACCUGGAACACUCGCACUCAGAGAAAUCCGAAGAUAUCAGCAAUCCACCGACCUCUUAAUCCUGAAACUGCCUUUCGCUCGUCUCGUCCGAGAAGUCGCCCUUUCUAUCCUUCCGUACCACGCUGCGCAAGAUCUUCGGUGGCAAAGUCAAGCAAUCCAGGCCCUGCAAGAAGCGAGCGAGGCAUUCCUUGUGCAUCUCUUCGAAGACACAAAUCUGUGCGCCAUCCAUGCGAAGCGGGUUACGAUUAUGCAGAAGGAUAUCCAAUUAGCGAGAAGGAUUCGAGGCGCUUGGGGUGGAUUGGGUUGA
Molecule: messenger RNA, 465 nt
Organism: Fonsecaea pedrosoi CBS 271.37
Lineage: Eukaryota; Fungi; Ascomycota; Eurotiomycetes; Chaetothyriales; Herpotrichiellaceae
Product: histone H3-like centromeric protein CSE4
Exons: 2
Coding region: 1-465 (154 amino acids)
Cellular component (GO): nucleosome
Molecular function (GO): DNA binding; structural constituent of chromatin; protein heterodimerization activity
Source: RefSeq, a predicted model, not a curated record